AUGUACGAGGUGUUGGAGCGGAUUAUCCUGGAGCGACCCAUUAAACAUCGCGAAGAAACAACGCGUGACGAGAAAGCUGACUUUCGUCUUGGCCAAUCUACGUUUGGAGUGUUCAUCGUCAGGAGCGUGAUCGAAAUCUGGCAGUGGACACUUCCUGUUGAAUUUCGCCAUCCAAGACAUUAUGCGAAGAAUAGUAAAGAAUUAUCUGCCGAUAUCGUCCUAGCACCAUCAGGACGCCCCUUGACCGACUUCGAGAACGCCAACGACGUCGUUAUGUUCACGGCGCGGCGCGAAACUCCAUCGUGUUGUCAAGCCUGUAUCAAGUUAGCCGACUAA
Messenger RNA from Necator americanus (New World hookworm), 336 nucleotides. RefSeq lists its product as uncharacterized. NCBI's taxonomy places the organism in Eukaryota, Metazoa, Nematoda, Chromadorea, Rhabditida, Ancylostomatidae. The transcript has 2 exons. The record is from RefSeq and is a predicted model, not a curated record. Bases 1 to 336 code for a protein of 111 amino acids.